This is a messenger RNA of Amborella trichopoda, 675 nucleotides long. RefSeq lists its product as uncharacterized. Gene Ontology annotation, molecular function: structural constituent of ribosome. Gene Ontology annotation, biological process: translation. NCBI's taxonomy places the organism in Eukaryota, Viridiplantae, Streptophyta, Magnoliopsida, Amborellales, Amborellaceae. Gene Ontology annotation, cellular component: ribosome; large ribosomal subunit. The record is from RefSeq and is a predicted model, not a curated record.
AGUCAUAAGCAAAUUUUCAAUGGAAGAAAACAGAGAUUUAUUGAAGACCUUGGAUUGGAAAGCUUUGGGGAAUGUCUCAGAUGGGCAACCUAUAAAAAAACGUCUUCCUAGAAAGGUUAGGCAGGCUCCCGAUUACUACUUUCUCCCACGUAGAUCCAUCCCCACAACUAUUGCCCUUUAUGGGGCAAUUGGGGCAGCAGGAAUUGGCGCCGGGAUGUUGGUUGAAUUAUGGAUCAACAAGAAAGUGCAAGAGGAUGGAGGCAUUAUUUGGGAGAUGGACAAGAACUAGAAACAAUUUUGGAGAGACAUGACUGUUAAUAAAGCAUGGGUAAGGCGAAAGGUGGUUCCAUUUUCAUCAGGUUGGUUUCAGCUGCUGGUACUGGGUUCUUUUAUGUGAAGCGCAAGAACCCCCGCAAACUCACAGAGAAGCUCGAGUUUCGCAAGUAUGAUCCCCGUGUUAACCGUCAUGUCCUGUUCACUGAGCAAAAGAUGAAGUGAGGGCUUCCCUUUGCAAUGGGACAAUGAGUUUUCUGGAUCUUUAAAUCUUUUUUGGAUACUGUGAUUACAAAACUUCUUUAGUUUUUUUGAGGUAUACAAAACUUCUUAAGUUCUCGAACCAGAUUGAUGGUAAUAGGUGAAAAAGCUAGUAUCUAAGUUAAAAAUGUCAGAUUUGGA